This is a messenger RNA of Endocarpon pusillum Z07020, 1062 nucleotides long. RefSeq lists its product as uncharacterized. Lineage: Eukaryota; Fungi; Ascomycota; Eurotiomycetes; Verrucariales; Verrucariaceae. Bases 1 to 1062 code for a protein of 353 amino acids. Gene Ontology annotation, molecular function: zinc ion binding; hydrolase activity. The transcript has 3 exons. The record is from RefSeq and is a predicted model, not a curated record.
AUGCUCAUAGGCAUUUGCGGAGGUAUCUGUGCCGGCAAACAUUCAGUAGCAGAAUACCUCGUCCAACACCACCACUUCCUCCGUCUCCACCUCCCCAAUACACCGUCCAACCUCCAUGUUAGCGAUCCCGACGACGUCCGCCGGCUUCUCCCUUCAAUAUCUGACCAGAGAGGUACCCGGGGUCUCACCUUUCCCGAUGUAGACUCCCUCCUCGACUUCGUUACCCGACGCUGGCGUGAACACUGGGUCCUAACCGACAUCCAUUCCGAAUCUACACUCGAUCUCCUCCUCCGCCGGCCCUUCUUCCUCCUCAUCAGCGUGGACGCCCCCACCUCCCUCCGCUACACCCGCUUCUCCGCCCGUUGUACUCUCCGCUCGCUCACCCCUCCACCCCUGGACAAAUUCAUCCUCUGCAACCCUCCUAGACCGCUCCCAUCUCCGCAUCCUCAACCCCUUCACCACCCAUCCCUCCCUCGCCCCACCUGGGACAAAUACUUCAUGCACCUCAGCACCCUCGCCUCCACCCGCUCCAACUGCAUGAAACGCCGCGUCGGCGCCGUCCUGGUGCGCAACAACCGCGUCAUCUCCACCGGCUACAACGGCACGCCGCGCAACCUGACCAACUGCAACGAGGGCGGCUGUCCACGCUGCAACGGAGGCAAGUCCGGCCAGCUGAACACGUGUCUGUGCCUGCAUGCCGAGGAGAACGCCUUGCUGGAGGCCGGGAGGGAGAGGAUCGGUGACCGCGAGGGCGGCAUCUUGUAUUGUGAUACGUGUCCUUGUCUGACCUGCGCGGUCAAGAUUGUGCAGGUGGGCAUUGAGGAGGUGGUGUAUGCGCAGGGUUAUAAUAUGGAUGAGGAUACGGCGAGGGUGUUGGAGGAGGGUGGGGUUCGGUUGAGGCAAUUUACGCCGGAGAGGAGUGGGCUGGUGAGUCUGGGGUUGGAAGGGAAGGAGGAGGAGGAGGAGGAGGAGGAGGCGGUGAAUGGCUGGUUGGUCAAUGGUGGGGGCUUAGAGGGCAAGAAAGCGUUGGUUAAGAUGAAGGAUGACAUUGCGAACCGGUAG